This is a messenger RNA of Varanus komodoensis (Komodo dragon), 2980 nucleotides long. It is a transcript of the gene PARP3, whose product is annotated as poly(ADP-ribose) polymerase family member 3. The transcript has 12 exons. The record is from RefSeq and is a predicted model, not a curated record. NCBI's taxonomy places the organism in Eukaryota, Metazoa, Chordata, Lepidosauria, Squamata, Varanidae. The coding region runs from base 973 to 2592 and encodes 539 amino acids. Gene Ontology annotation, cellular component: site of double-strand break. Gene Ontology annotation, molecular function: NAD+ poly-ADP-ribosyltransferase activity.
GGAGGGAAUCUUGAGCGGCGGCAGGAGGAGGAUCCCUCGAGCCGUGCCGUACUGGGACCUGUGUCUGCACGAAGGAAUCUGCGGGUUGACUCCCAAGAAAAGAAAGGAGUGAGAAUUGGAGGGCAUUCGGUGCUUGUGGGCUACGGAGGGCCUAAUAGGAGGUUGCAGAGCGCGUGCGGCUGCAGCAGUAAAAUGCAGAGGGAGAUGUGUGAAUUGCAAACAUAUAGAACGCUGGAAGAAGGAGACCGCGAAGAUCGCAUGGCUUUCCAAUGUGCACGGCUGGACUUAAAAUUCAGUUCCCCACCGCCCUUCAUGAGGACUCCAUUUCAGGGACAGCGGCGCCGACUCCCGUCUUCCCAGAAAAAAAAAUCGGAUUCUUUUUUGGAAGACUCGUGGUCGGUACUCUUCCUACUGCACAUACCUCCUCUACCAAUUUGGAAGAAAGGGGGAUACUUGUAGUUGGAAUUGUCCAUUUAGGAGCCUCGUUGCUUGCCUCUUCUUGGGAGGUGGGGGAUCGAUGAGUGACUGCUGCUUGAUCCCUUCUCAUGUCUACGGGGCCUGCUAGUCAUUCUGCCCCCGGUUGACCGACAGCACAUGACCGGUGUGCGCUCAUUCCUUUCUCUGGGUAGGGCUGGGCUGGGCUGGGCUGGCUCCGUCCCCAGAAGGGCGUGUUGCAGCUGCUGCUCCGUGAAAAGGCGGCGGUCACCAGGCAGGCAGCGGGGAGAGAACGAGCGAGAGCGGCGCAGCCCUGAUUUGUCCAAACUUGCCCUGCCGGUGCUUGCCCGCUGCUCUUUCCGGGGUAUCGCUGGGACCGCAAGGAGUCUCUCAGCCUCGAUUUCCUGAGGGUGAUUUGAUUCUCCUUCCAAACUGGUAGAGAAGAAAGGUGGGAAGACAACUAGAGUUGCCUGGAAGAAGCCAAUCCCAUCUGCUGUCUCAGUCUUUUGGGAAUAGGUUGAGGCUGCAGAGGCAACAAUGCCUCCAAAGCGCAAGGCCAAAACCCAGGCAGCAGUCAAGGGCAAGAAGGUUAAAGAGGAACCGGAGCUGAAGCCUGACCCAGAGGAAGACAGUUUCCACGCCACCAUAGCAUCACUGAAGGCGGCUCCAAAGGAGAAGCUCAAAGCCAAAAUCGAUUCUGCCUGUCACCUGAGCAAUGCAAAGGAUUCCCAGAUUUAUGAGGACUAUGACUGUAUGCUGAACCAAACCAACAUUGGCCACAACAACAACAAGUUUUACAUCAUCCAGCUCAUCGAGCACAAUGGGAACUUCAGCUGCUGGAAUCGCUGGGGCCGUGUGGGGGAAGUAGGGCAGUCCAAACUCAGCAGCUUUUCAUCCUUGGGAGAUGCCAAAAAGGAUUUUGAGAAGAAAUUUAAGGAUAAAACAAAGAACAACUGGGCUGACCGGGAGAACUUUGUAGCUCAUGAUGGCAAAUACACCCUGAUUGAGGUGCAACGCGAGGAUGAAGAGGAGCAAGAAUUUAUCGCGAAGGUGGAGACUGUCGAUGGAGUGAAGCUGACAAAGGAAAGGAUACGGCCCUGCACCUUGGACAAACCUACCCAGGAACUUGUCUCUCUCAUCUUCAGUAAUGACAUGUUUAAAGAAGCCAUGCAGACCAUGAAUAUAGAUGUGAAGAAGAUGCCUCUGGGGAAGCUGAGCAAACAGCAGAUUGCCAAAGGCUUUGAAGCUCUGGAGGCCAUUGAGGCAGCCCUGAAGAAGCAGCCUCCUUCCCAGAAGGAGUUGCAGGAUCUUUCCUCUCGCUUCUAUACCAUCAUCCCUCACAACUUCGGUCGUUCUCGGCCUCCGCCCAUUGACACACAAGAGAUUGUCCAGGCGAAGAAAGACAUGCUGCUGGUCCUAGCAGAUAUUGAGCUGGCCCAGAGUUUACAGACCCAGAAGAAGAAGGAAGAGGAAGAGGAAGAGGAAAUGAAGGUGGAAGAAGUCCCGCAUCCACUGGACAAGGACUAUGGGCUCUUGAAGUGUGAGCUCACCCUGGUGGACCCUUCAUCUGAAGAUCAUAAGCUGAUUGAAACCUACAUAGAGAAGACAAAUGGGCAAAAGCUUAAAGUCCUGAAUAUUUGGAAGGUGAACAGGGAGGGUGAGGACAGCCGUUUCCUGACGCACAGCCACCUGGAGAACAGGCGCCUGCUGUGGCAUGGCACCAACAUUGCGGUCAUAGCUGCCAUCCUGAAGAGCGGCCUGCGCAUCAUGCCGCACUCGGGCGGGCGUGUGGGCAAGGGCCUCUACUUCGCAUCUGAGAACAGCAAAUCAGCAGGAUACGUGGGCACCACCUCUAAUCGCGUGGGGAUCAUGUUCCUCAAUGAGAUUGCUUUGGGCAAAGAGCAUCGCAUUCUUCAGGAUGACUGUUCACUAUGCAAGCCCCCAGAUGGUUACGAUAGUGUUCUAGCCUGUGGCAGGACUGAGCCGGACCCCAAAUAUGAUAAAGAGCUAAUCCUGGAUGGAAAGAAAGUGCUGAUAUCCCAAGGAAAGCCCAUUCCUAUGGCUAAGUACAAGAACUCCUGCUUCUGGCAGAGCGAGUACCUUAUCUAUCAGGAGAGUCAAUGCCGCAUUCGCUACCUUGUCCAGCUCCGCUUCUGAAGCAUUUCUCCAUCCUGCUGAGGCCCACCUAUUUACUGCCACGGGCUUUGUCUUUCUGACACUGAAUGUGGGCAAGUGCGAGUGCCUUGCUUAGUCGACUGUGCUUCCCAGCCGCCCAUUGAUGGCUCUUUGAGGAAUUCUGGGAACCCUACCAGUCGAAGAGGGAGACAUCCACCCAGCUUGCUCUGAGCACCACGCUGGGCUCCAUAAGGCAAGCAAGUGCCACUUUAUGACAACCCGCAAGGCAAAGAUUAUGUAGGGGCCCAGCUUGUGCUCCAGAGGAAACCUUGAUGAGGGGCUCAGCCUUUUCAGACACACUUUGGAUUUCUGUAUUCUGUAAUUAAAAUUAUUCUGUAUUCUGUAAAUAAAAAGAUGUGUGUUAUGCCCA